CUCCUUGGAAGAGUCUAAAAAGGAUGCAUAGAGGAAAAGAUGUUUUUCGGGAAAUCUAAGUAAGUGUACAAUAGGCAGACUGGGAACUGGUGGGUAGGGGGGCAGCAACUGGGGCUCAAGGGGGUGCUCUGGGCGCCUAAACUUGGAGCGUCCCUCCCCGCGCGCUGCAGACACCGCUGGAUUCCUAAAGGGGACGCUGGAGCAGUGGGCACAAGACCACCCAAACAGGGCUGGAAUAGGAGCUCCUAGUACGGCCCGUGCGGGUGUGUGGACUCUUCGGGGUCCUUCCUGUAAUCUCCUCGGGAUCCAAAGUCCAGAGGCUGUCCGCCCUUGAGAAGCCCCACCCUCUCUUACAGAGUGCUAUAAAUCCAAUUCCUGAGCGCUCCGCAGUGCAAGCAAUCCUCGAGGUACCUCUAGGAAGUGCGACCAGCAGACUCUCGAGCCUCACGAUGGUCAAUGCUAAGAGCUGGAUCCUGAAGAAGCACUUUCAGGGCAGCCCUACUCAGAGUGACUUUGAGUUGAAGACUACUGAGCUCCCACCCUUAAAAAAUGGAGAGAUCCUGCUUCAAGCCUUAUUUCUCUCUGUGGACCCUUACAUGAGAAUGGCAUCCAAAAAGAUCAAGGCGGGUGACAUGAUGAUGGGGGAACAAGUGGCCAAAGUUGUGGAAAGUAAAAACUCAGCCUUCCCAAAAGGAACUAUUGUACUGGCUCUUGCAGGCUGGACAACACACUUCAUUUCUGAUGGGAAAGGACUGGAAAAACUGCCUACAUGGUGGCCAGAUACAUUAUCACUGUCUUUGGCCCUGGGGACAAUUGGCAUGCCAGGCAUAACUGCUUACUUUGGCCUGCUGGACAUCUGUGGUGCGAAGAGUGGAGACACGGUGCUGAUUAAUGCAGCAGCAGGAGCCGUCGGCUCUAUUGUGGGGCAGAUAGCUAAACUCAAGGGCUGCAAAGUUGUUGGAGCUGCGGGGUCUGAUGCGAAGGUUGCCUUUCUUAAACAAGUUGGAUUUGAUGUUGCUUUUAACUACAAGACAGUCGACUCUUUGGAAGAUGCAUUGAGAAAAGCCUCCCCUGAUGGUUAUGAUUGCUAUUUUGAUAAUGUAGGUGGCGAGUUCUCGAACACUGUUAUACCCCAGAUGAAGGAAUUUGGAAGAGUUGCAGUCUGUGGGGCCAUCUCUGUGUAUAACCGCACCGGCCAAAUGCCCCCAGGUCCACCCCCAGAGAUUUUCAUCUAUAAGCAACUCCGUGUGGAAGCGUUCGUGUUCACCAGGUGGCAAGGGGAGGUCCGUGAGAAAGCCCUGAAAGAGUUGAUGAAAUGGACUGUAGAAGGCAAAAUCCAGUAUCGUGAACACAUUGUCAAAGGAUUUGAAAACAUGCCAGCUGCAUUUAUGGGACUGCUGAAAGGUGAAAACUUGGGGAAAGCCGUUGUGGAAGCAUGAGAAAUUGGCAGAUGAAUCAUCAUAGCAUGAUGAGGAUGACUACUUACGCUUUCACUACUCAGUAAGAAUGUAUACUAUCCAAAUAAUCUAAGAAAUAGAAUGAUGUAGUCAAUUAAAUACAUUUAAGUUGUCUGUAAUUAGUCACAAAUAAUGUUAAGUUUCAUAGUGAACCACAGCCAGCGGUUCACUACCUGCUACAUCUUUUUCUGAUUUUUGACAACAAAUAAUAGCAUUGGAAUCUGUGUUAGUUUUCCAUUAUUGUAACAAAUCUUAGAUAGGAAGAUUCAGUACCUGAAAGAUGUUGGUUCUGUUAAUCCAUUCUGGCAUCAUAAAGCAGAAUAAUCAGAUAAAUCUCUACAAUGAAACAAUUGGGCAAUAACCUUGGAAAGAUGUAAUAAGCUACCAGUAUGUGUUCAAGGAAGAGAAGGGAGGAAUGCCAGCAGGACGAGGAAAAAAGAAAAACUUUAUACUGUAUUAACUCUUGUGCUGUUUGAUUUCUGAUUCUUAUGUACAAAUUUGCUAACAAAUAAAAUUAAAU
Octodon degus (degu) is the source of this 1977-nucleotide messenger RNA. RefSeq names its product prostaglandin reductase 1 (gene Ptgr1). Gene Ontology annotation, molecular function: 15-oxoprostaglandin 13-reductase [NAD(P)+] activity; 2-alkenal reductase [NAD(P)H] activity. Lineage: Eukaryota; Metazoa; Chordata; Mammalia; Rodentia; Octodontidae. Gene Ontology annotation, cellular component: cytoplasm. The transcript is spliced from 10 exons. The record is from RefSeq and is a predicted model, not a curated record. Bases 450 to 1439 code for a protein of 329 amino acids. Gene Ontology annotation, biological process: prostaglandin metabolic process.